Molecule: messenger RNA, 483 nt
Organism: Candidula unifasciata
Lineage: Eukaryota; Metazoa; Mollusca; Gastropoda; Stylommatophora; Geomitridae
Source: the annotation of a GenBank genome assembly
AUGGCGAGCACUGUCAUCUUUGCAACUAUUCUACUGGUGGUGGCUGUGAACUGUGACGUAUGUUACCGUGGUUGGGAAUACAACGAAGGGUCAUGCUAUGGAUUCAGUGAUACACAAGUGUCAUGGGCGGAGGCUGCGAGAGUUUGUCAAAUCUUCAAUGGUAAUCUUGCCGAAAUAGACUCAGAGGAAGAAAACGAUUUUGUCAAAGAGUUUCUUCAAUCGAGAGGAGGGCCUGAAAAGGUGUGGAUUGGCGCUACCGAUAUAUUUAAUGAGGGCACAUUUGAGUGGUUGUCCAAUGGAGGACGACCUUUAAACUUCACCGACUGGCAGCGUGGACAACCCACAGACGGGGGCAGCCACGGCCAAGACUGUCUAGACCUGAUUGAGAAAAACAACUAUACAUGGGCCGAUGAUUCGUGCACUUCACAGUACAAUUUUAUCUGUGAGAUUCCCCCAAUUGAGGAGGAAUCAUUCGUAUUUUGA